AUUAUUUUAUUGUAGCUACUAGUGAUAAAAGACGCUCAGAAAUGCAAUAAACUAGCUUGGAGUUUCGCUUCGGAGACAGUUUAUUACUUCAUUUGCUGUAGAACUAUAAUUUUAAUUUCAAAAUGGCUAACCCUGCCACUGCUCCAGUGGUAGAAGAGAACCCAGAAAUUGAUUGGGGAAACGAGCGAUUACAACGAGCGCAGCGGGCCGUAGAAGCAAACAUAUACGAUGUGGAUUCGUGGUCUCUGCUGAUCCGUGAGGCUCAAACGCGGCCUAUCAAUGAAGUGCGGUCGGUGUAUGAGAAGCUGAUCACAGCGUUUCCGACGACGGGGCGGUACUGGAAGAUCUACAUUGAGCAGGAGAUGAAGGCGCGAAACUUUGAGAAAGUGGAAAAGCUGUUCCAACGAUGCCUGAUGAAGAUUCUAAACAUCGAGCUGUGGCGGCUGUACCUCAACUACGUGAAGGAGACGAAAUGCAUGUUGCCGACUUACAAAGAGAAGAUGGCUCAAGCAUAUGACUUCGCCCUCGAUAAGAUUGGACUGGACAUACACGCGUAUCCAAUAUGGAACGAUUACGUCACGUUUCUCAAGAGCGUGGAGGCUGUCGGAUCGUAUGCUGAGAAUCAGAAGAUAUCUGCUGUCAGAAAGGUGUAUCAGAGAGCGGUUAUCACCCCCAUCAUCGGUAUAGAGACAUUGUGGAAGGACUACAUUGCGUUCGAGCAGAGCAUAAAUACUAUUAUUGCCGAAAGAAUGGCCAUGGAGCGCUCCCGUGAGUACAUGAACGCGCGUCGCGUCGCCAAGGAGCUUGAGACUGUCACGCGCGGCCUCAACAGGAACAUGCCCGCCACGCCACCUACCGUCGACCGAGAGGAAAUGAAACAGGUGGACUUAUGGAAGAAAUAUAUAACCUGGGAGCGUUCUAACCCGCUCCGUUCCGAAGACACGGCUUUGGUCGCUCGUCGAGUCAUGUUCGCCAUAGAACAGUGCCUCCUGUGCUUGGCACACCACCCCGAUGUUUGGCACCAGGCUGCCCAGUUUCUGGACCAUUCCGCGAAAUUGUUGACUGAAAAGGGGGACUCGAACGCGGCGCGCCUGUUUUCCGACGAAGCGGCAGCGGUGUAUGAACGCGCCACGAGCGGCCCUCUCAAGAGGUCCACGCUGUUGCACUUCGCGCACGCCGACUAUGAGGAAAGCCGGCUGCAUUACAAUAAGGUACAUCAAGUGUACACCCGCUACUUAGAUAUGGAAGAUAUCGACCCAACAUUGGCAUACGUACAGUACAUGAAGUUCGCGAGGCGCGCUGAAGGCAUUAAAUCAGCAAGAACUGUGUUUAAACGCGCUAGAGAGGACCCUAGGUCAGCCUACCACGUUUUCGUAGCGGCAGCCCUAAUGGAGUACUACUGCUCAAAAGACAAAAAUAUCGCCUUUAGAAUAUUCGAGCUGGGUUUGAAGAAGUUCCCGCACAUACCGGAGUAUGUGCUGUGCUAUAUCGACUACCUGUCACAUCUUAACGAGGACAACAACACACGCGUACUGUUCGAGCGGGUGCUGUCUUCAGGGAGUUUGAAGCCUGAGAGCUCCGUAGAUAUCUGGAACAGGUUUCUAGAGUUCGAGUCCAACAUCGGUGAUCUGGUGUCCAUCGUGAAAGUGGAGAAGCGUCGGCAGGCCGUGCUCGAGAAGAUCAAAGAGUUUGAAGGCAAAGAGACAGCACAACUGGUAGACAGAUACAAGUUCUUGGACUUGUACCCUUGCAGCAUCCAGGAGCUCAAGUCCAUCGGCUACACUGAGGUGGCGUCAAUGUCUAACAAGUCUUGGGCUCUCGGCGGACCAUUAGCCGGGAUAUCGCCUGAACUGGCAGCCGUUAUACUCGGGCAGAAAGAUAACGACCCGAACAAGGACAUAGCGCGUCCGGAUACCAACCAGAUGAUCCCCUACAAGCCGAAGUCGAACCCUCUGCCCGGGGAACACCCCAUCUCCGGCGGCACUUUCCCUUUGCCUCCCGCGGCCGCUCACCUCUGCACGCUCAUGCCUCCGCCCACCUCCUUCAGAGGCCCAUUCGUAGCUGUGGACAGGCUCAUGCAGCUCUUCAACAGGAUAUCGUUGCCUGACAAACCGCCUGCGCCGACGCAGGAGAACGGCUGCGACACGAAACUGUUUGACCUGGCGCGCUCCGUGCACUGGAUAGUCGACGACGAGGGGAUCACCACGGUCGCCAACAAGUCUCGCAGAAGAAAGGCCGGCGAAGAUUCGGAUGAUGACGAUUUGAGCGUCGCGCCUCCAGUCAACGACAUCUACCGCGCCAGGCAGCAGAAACGAGUCAAAUAGA
Messenger RNA from Cydia amplana, 2325 nucleotides. It is a transcript of the gene su(f), whose product is annotated as protein suppressor of forked. The transcript has 19 exons. Gene Ontology annotation, molecular function: mRNA binding; protein binding. Gene Ontology annotation, biological process: mRNA 3'-end processing. The coding region runs from base 123 to 2324 and encodes 733 amino acids. Gene Ontology annotation, cellular component: nucleus. Lineage: Eukaryota; Metazoa; Arthropoda; Insecta; Lepidoptera; Tortricidae. The record is from RefSeq and is a predicted model, not a curated record.